AUGCUCUUUCUUUCUUGGACAAAACCUCUGUGUUACAGAGGUAAUUUCUUCCCUUCAAUCCAAUUGUUUGCUUUAUUGCAAGACCAUGAAGCUAUGUUUCAUUCUUUCUCUGCUAGUCCCUCAAAAUAUUCUUCAUUUCAAGAAAAGCCAUCAAUUUCAAGAAAGCGUAAAGUUGUUGUCUUUAAGGAUUUUAGACAUGUGAAUAAUUUAGACCAUGCUGUUAGUGUCUUUAAUCAAAUGGUCCAAACAAAACCAAUUCCUUCUGUUGUAGAGUUUGCAAAAUUGUUAAGGGUGAUGAUUAAUAAGAAAUAUUAUUGUGGUGUUGUUUCUUUUUUUGGAGAGAUGAGGAAGCUAGGGGUUCCCUUUGAUGAUUAUAUCUUGACUAGUGUGAUUGAUUCAUUUUGCUUGUUGGGUUGUACUGAACAUGGGUUUUCAGUGUUGGGUAUUUUUUUCAAGAGUGGUGUUCAGUUUAAUGUUGUUACUUUCAGCACUCUUAUAAGGGGACUUUGUGAACAAAAUAAGAUUAAGGAUGCCAUGUGGUUGUUUAAUAAGUUGGUGACAGAGAAAAUUUGUAAGAUUGAUGAAGUAAUGUUUGGUACUGUCAUGAAUGGGCUAUGUAAACAAGGGCAUACUCAAACAGCUCUUAGUUUGUUGAGGAUAAUGGAGCAAGGGGGUCCUAAACCUAACACAAUUGUGUAUAGUAUCGUCGUAGAUGCGCUUUGCAAAGACAAAAUGGUAGGUGCUGCUUUCAACCUUUUCAAUGAAAUGAAAUGAAAAGGCAUUACUCCAAAUGUACUUACAUAUAGUUCACUGGUUGAUGGUUUGUGUAAGUUUGAUGAGUGGGAAAAGGUUAGGCUGCUUUUGGAUGAGAUGAUGUACCUUAAUAUUUUUCCGAACGUGCACACAUUUAGCAUGUUGAUAAAUGCAUUUUGCAAAAAAGGGAUGGUUGAAGAUGCUGUGGAGGUGUUAACGAUAAUGAUCCAAAGAGGUGAACAUCCAGAUGUGGUUACCUACAACGCUAUAAUGGAAGGAUAUUGUCUGCACGGUGAAGUAGAUGUAGCAAGGAGAAUUUUAGACUCUAUGGUUGAUACUGGCGUCAAGCCUGACAUCUUUAGUUACAACAUAUUAGUCAAUGGGUAUUGCAAGCAAAAAAAAUUAGAUGAGGCCAUGCAUUUGUGUUGUGAAAUCUCGCAGAAGGGGUUGAAACCUGACAUUGUUACAUAUUCUACUAUCUUGCAAGGCCUAUUUGAAGUUGGUAGAGUUGAGUGUUCAGAACAUUUCUUUACUGAGAUGCAAAAUGCAGGCCAUACUCCUGACAUUUACACUUGUGGCAUAAUGCUUCAUGGUUAUAUAAAGAAUGGACACGUAGAAAAAGCUAUGUCCCUCUUUCAUAGGUGGGACAAACAAAAAGAAGAUACUAAUAUUUUAAUCUACAAUACAGGCAAUGGUGGAUUUUUUAGAAUUCAAAAGCUUGAUAAAGCUCGUUCUAUUUUUGAUAAGCUUUAUUCCAUAGGGUUGCAUCCUGAUGCUAUAACAUACAAUGUAACAGUAAAUGGACUUUGUAUUGAAGGUUUAGUAUAUGAAGCCAAAGAGUUGCUAAGAGAAA
This is a messenger RNA of Lycium barbarum (goji berry), 1606 nucleotides long. RefSeq names its product pentatricopeptide repeat-containing protein At1g62670, mitochondrial-like. The coding region runs from base 1 to 774 and encodes 257 amino acids. Gene Ontology annotation, molecular function: protein binding. The record is from RefSeq and is a predicted model, not a curated record. NCBI's taxonomy places the organism in Eukaryota, Viridiplantae, Streptophyta, Magnoliopsida, Solanales, Solanaceae. The transcript has a single exon.